CCCGCCCAUCAACUCCAAAUAACGCUCACCAGAACUCUGGGAGAGAUGUCUUCGCGGGCCUUCCGGAGGCUGAAUCGCGACGCAGACGUGAUAAGGAUAUCUGAAAAUGCAGAGGAAGGAAAGGAACUAGAAGAAGAACCCGAGUUCAUCAGUGUGGCUUGCAAAAAGAAAACUCCUGCUGCCAAUCCAUUUGCUUUGUUGAAUGAGAGUGAUGAUGCUGAGGAUGAGAGUGAAGAUAAGGAGGAAGAACUGAAUACCUUGCCUUCAAAGGUGGCCAAGAAGCCUAGAAAGAAGAAGAAGAGGAGAAAAGCCAGAGUGGCCAAGGAGGAGCCAGAGCCAGAGCCUCGAGACUCUGACCAGGAGAGUGGGGAUGAGGUGGACGUGGCAGUGAGGGAGGUCAAUAAGCUGCUGGGGGAGGUGGGAAAGGAGAGAAGAGGGGAGAGGGAGGAAGGAGAAGGGGAGGGAGAAGAGACUGAGUCAUCUCCUGUUCCUCACUCUCUGCUCAAGGUGGACAGAAGAUUUCUCAAUGCUGAAAAUGAGAUGAGGAGGAUAUUUGGUUCUAAAGUUGUCAGAGGAGACCAAGUGCGGCAAAAGGCCCAUCGUAAGGUCCACCUCAGACCAACAGUAUUGGCCACUCCCAAAGAUACUUGGCCAAAGAUUGAAAAACUUGGUCUGACAAUGCAGCAGGAUGGAGUGAGGGACUGGUGCCAAUACUUUCAUUUCGAGCACUCCCCAGCCUACCAGAAGAUCCAGCUGAGGUUCUGGGAGGCCGUAGACACCUUUGACCCAAACUCCAUUGCUGCAAUACUCCACGCUCAUCCCUACCACGUUGACUCUCUUCUGCAAAUGAGUGAAGUCUCACGGCUCGGGGAGGACAUCCAGAUGGCUUCUGAGCUCAUUGAGAGAGCUCUGUGUAGUUUUGAGUCCAGUUUCCACACGCUCUUCAACUAUACGCAGGCCAACUGCCGUCUCGACUACUCCAGAGCUGAAAACAGGUCGUUCUUUCUCACUCUCUUCCGUCAUCUGAGCUAUAUCAGCAGAAGAGGAUGUCACCGUACUGCACUGGAAUUCUGCAAAUUGUUGCUGGCUCUCAAUCCAGAGAAGGACCCUCUGUGUGCCCUCCUCAUCAUUGACUACUGUGCAGUGAGAGGCGGAGAGUAUCGAUUCCUCAUCGACCUCUUCCAUGCUUGGGAGCCACACAGGAACCUAUCACAGCUACCCAACUUUGCCUUCUCUGUCCCCCUGGCCAUGUUCCACAGCCAGAACAGGGAGGAGAAGGAGGGAGAGGGUGGCGGAGAGACGGAGGCCAAUAAGAGACUUCAAGAUGCUCUGCUAAUGUUCCCCUGUCUCCUCCCUAUCCUGCUAGACAAGUGUGGUGUCACGCUGGACCCUGCUGUCACGAGUCACUCAUUGUUCACACAACCCAUUGAGAGGGAGCCAAACGGCCUAAAACUACUCAUGAAGCUCUAUGUUGAGAGGAGCCACUCUCUAUGGAAAGAGCCAGAGGUUGUUAUAGUAAUAAUGCAUGCACAAGAUAGUGAAACUGCUCUUUACAUUGCUUGUCAGAAUUGGGGUUAUGAAAAAACAUUAUCAACAUGUUUUCGGGGUAGGUGUAAGCAAUGCUGUUUUGUUUAGGCACUCCCCUGGUGGUGGUUUCGAAUUCUCUUUUCUCCGUCCUGAUAGUAUCUGUUGUUAGUUUCCUGCUCUUUUCCACAUGUUUAUCAGGUGCUGACGUGGCUAGAGGCUAACUGUAGAGUGGCAGUGGCCAGGGCUAACGACAAAGACCCUCUAAAUACAGACUUCAGGGCCAAAGCAGUCAAGCGCUACAGUAGAGUCCCAAGGAACAUCUAUCGCCACAUUCUCAUCUCUGAUCUGGACCGUGUCGUGUCUGCCCUCCCACCUGAUAUGACCCAGACCUCUAUAAACUCCUAUGACCCUCUACCGCCUCCUGACUCAACUUGUGGCUAUGAAAGACCACAGAUACAACGGGGCCCAGGAGCAGGUGAUGUUGCUGAGAAUCCACUUCUUUUGCUCUUGAGAUCUCUUCUCCCCAACUACAACCACAUGGCUGAGGGUGGCAGGCAGCAGGGAGGAGGAGGAGGAGGAGGAGUAGGGAUUGGUGCCAUGAUCCACAGACACGUUGACAGAGUGAGGCAGUACUACGAGGACUACUACGCCCAGCACGAGGGAGAGGAGAACGUCCCUCCGCCUCCUCCACCUCCUCCAGCAGACCUGCGGAGAGAGAGAAUGAGGGAGCUCCUGGGGGGGUUGGAUGACGUCCACCAAGAUCUGAUGGCGGCCCUCAGGAACAUUGUCGGUGGACUUGCUGCACCCAAUGAACACAGUGACAGUAGUAGCUCAGAUGCAUAAUGGUGGCCUGGUUGUUAGCUAUUAUAAAGUGUGGCUAUAUACCAAUCCUGCAAUAAUAUUUCUCCUUUUCAUCCUGACUUGUGUUCUA
Geodia barretti is the source of this 2458-nucleotide messenger RNA. The record is from the annotation of a GenBank genome assembly. NCBI's taxonomy places the organism in Eukaryota, Metazoa, Porifera, Demospongiae, Tetractinellida, Geodiidae.